Schistosoma rodhaini is the source of this 1860-nucleotide messenger RNA. Lineage: Eukaryota; Metazoa; Platyhelminthes; Trematoda; Strigeidida; Schistosomatidae. The record is from the annotation of a GenBank genome assembly.
CACACCAAGGACGAUGUCACUGUUCGAGUCUUAUGAGAAACAGUAUGGAAAUCUGACUAGCGACAUAACAUUUAAGUUAGGAAAAAUUCCUCAGUUAAACGGUGGUGAAAGAGCGAAAGAAGUACAUGAUGUGUCAAUACUUUUUGACGAGACGAAGGAGUUAAUUGAACAAAUGUCUCUGGAAGUCCAGGAAAUGCGCUCCGAUGUCCGCUCCAAAUUCCAAAAUCGGCUUGAAUGUUAUCGAAAAGAAUUAGAGAAACUUACGACAGAAUUCCGGCGACCGCGGUAUGCUGUUCGGCGUCCUGACCGUAAGGAUUCAUACGGUUUCGAUGACGAGGAUAAUUUACAUGAAGAGGUUUUGUUUGAUACAGACAUGAGAGCUCAGCUUCUGGGCAACACUGAACGAAUAUCUCGGACUACUACCAAAUUGGAAGAUGGUGUGCGAGUCGCUUUAGAAACAGAAGAAGUAGGUGGUCAUAUACUACAGGACUUAAGCGAGCAACGGGAAAAACUUCAAAGAAGUAGAGACAAGCUUCGUCAGGCAGAUUCUGAUCUGAAAAAGAGCUCCCGAAUACUUUCAGUUAUGACUCGCAGGUAACUAUCAUUUCUUAUAUUUCCAACAAGUCAUAGGCACUUUCGUUUAGAGACUGAAACUUUUCAUUAGUGUUUAGUUGUUUCUCAUACCAUAUACAUUUAAUUUAUCUACUGACCAGUUUUUCUUUUCAGAAAUGAGUUUUUUUACCCAUAGCAUCCACAUUUAUGAUCUAGAGUUUUCGUUAGGAUUUAGAAGAGACAGAAAAUCAUGUGUAAUAUUUCCUAAUCUUUUUGGUUUUACCAGCUUAUAGAUUGAGGCUUCGUACAGUUAUAGAACAUAGUUCUGUACAGCUAGACUCUCAGACCAUUGUUCUUGAGAGAAAACUGAAAAGCAAUGUAGCGAAAUAAACUUUCGGUAUUUGUGGUGGUAAGCUAUCAGGGUUAUUUAAGGCUAAACCUAUAUGGACUGUUCAUAGUUACUUAGAACUUUUGUGAAAUAGGCAGUCAGUUAUUUGCCAGGUUUUACGUUGUGAUAAAUACUGAGUAUGUCAUAUUUUGUUGGGGGAGUUGGUAAAAGCGAGUUAAAAAACACAUUCUAUGGGUCAUUUUUACUGCUCUAUUACAUAAAAACUAUAACCUCUAAACAUUUAUGUAUAUUUGAUUCAUUUAUUGUGAUUUUUUCAAAUGAAUUGAUACCAUCUCACUUUGACAAACAUUUCAGUGCCUAUACAUACAUGAGCCUAUCUAUUUUGUACCAAUUAUUAUCUUAAUUUUAUAAUCUUUCAUCACAUACUAUAAAAUAAAUGAACUAGUACACGUUUUUCGGAUGUCAGGAAAGGAUCAAUAUUGUUGUGCGGAUUGUGUUGUUCGUUUAAAAAUAGUCGAGUGUUAUUUAUCAACUCCCUUGUCUUGGGGAGCACUUCUUAUUAAGGCUAAUAGCAUAGUAACAGACACAGAGCAAUCACGACAGUUAACAAAUCACAAUGCUUAGAUCCCAGUUCAAAUCAUAGAAAACCUUGAGUAGUAAUGUCGCACAAAACGUUGCAAUAACAACUCCAUCCCUUCCUUAUCUUGUAUUAGGGAAAAAUGAAUCGUUUAUAGUUAGUAUUCUUCCUUUGUGAAUUUCUUUAAUUUGCAUUUAACAGUCAUCUGCUUAAUAUUAAGUGGUGUAACUCAAAUAAGUAGCAUACAUACACUUCAAGACAAAAUUCAUAAUAUGUGAGCAGCCUACUUAUUAGUAAUUGUGUUAUGUACCUUCUCCUCAUCUGUGAUCCAAGAUUAUUUUCAUUUUCUCUUUUUUUUAGAAUUCUCCAAAACAAAUUCCUU